ACAAGAAGGCGUGGGUUACCUUAAUGGUCUUCGAAGAUUGGUUCAAUGACCAUUUCGUGCCAGCAGUGGAGCGGUAUUUGACUUCGAAGGGUCUGCCUUUUAAGGCCCUCUUAGUCCUGGACAAUGCCCCUGGUCACCCUUCAAAUUUGAGCGACAUGCAUCCUAAUGUGAAGGUGGUGUACCUCCCACCCAAUACCACAUCGCUGAUACAGCCAAUGGACCAGGGAGUAAUAGCAAAUUUCAAGGCUUACUACCUUAGAAGGACCAUACGUUUUGCUUUGAGGGCCAUAGAAGCUAACAAGGAGUUGACACUGAAGCAAUUCUGGAAGGGCUACAACAUUGCAGAUGCAGUGAAGAACAUUGCAAGUGCUUGGGACGAGGUGAAGACGACCACUUUAAAUGGGGCCUGGAGGAAACUGUGUCCACAGUUUGUGCACAGUUUUGAAGGCUUUGACCAGGCAGAAGACGUCGAGACUGUGACGAGGAAGAUCGUAGGGCUAAGCAAGAGGCUGCAACUAGAUCUUGAACCUGAUGAUGUAACAGAGCUGCUGGCUUCCCAUGGUGGAGAGGAAUUGUCUGCAGAGGACUUACUAGAACUUGAACAACAAAUGAUUGAGGAAGAGGAGGCGGCACCAGAGCCAAAACCCAGGUCAUUAACUGUGAAAGGCUUGUCAGAGGGUUUUACUCAUCUGGAGAGAGCCUUGGCUUCUUUUGAGGCAGAAGACCCUAACGUUUCUAGGUUUGACAAAAUCAAGAGAGGAAUCAUGGAUUUGGUGACUUUCUACAAGGAGACCCUGAAGGAGAAGCAGACGAAGAGAAGUGUGCAGUCCAGGCUUGACACUUUCUUUCACAAGUCUCCAGUACCACCACCUCCCACUCCUAGUCCUGGUAAGGAAUUCUGAACUGUUUUACUAAUUUAUGUGUUUACAUAGUGUACAUAUUAAAAUGUGUUAAUUUUUUAAUGUAACAACUAAAUGUAAGAGUAAAUUGUAACUUCAUUAAUUUUCAUCAUUUGUAAUUUUAUUGCAGAAGUGGUGACAGUUCCAGAUCCCCCUGUACUACCUGUGACAGUUCCAGAUCUCCCUGUACUACCUGUGACAGUUCCAGAUCUCCCUGUACUACCUGUGACAGUUCCAGAUCCCCUGUACCUGGACCCUCUGUAUCAGCCCGCCCACCUGCACGUGUACAAUCAGACCCCUUUGAUAGUGACAGUGACCCAGAUGACCCUGAGCCUUUCCAUGGUUUUGAUGCCUCGCCCUAUACAUCAGAUGUAGAUGUUCCCUCAUCAGUUGAUACAAGUAUCACCUCCCCAGAGCCCAAAUCAGUUGAUACGAGUAGUAUCACCUCUCCCAUUCCUUCAGACUCCCAAGCACCUGCCCAUCCCACUCCAUAGCCCAGCCACCCACUCUCAUGUACCAUAUGACCAUCCCAGUAAGCAAGCCAACCACUAGAAUUUGAUUGGCAUGCACCUGUGACUUACAUAAACCAGACCUCUACAUAGCCUACAUGUCUUCAUUUUGCUGGAGGUAAGGAAUUCUCAGUUGUGUUUAAUGUUUGCAUACGUACAAUAAAUUUUGUACACCUAAGUGGUUACAUACUGUCCUUUAAUAUUAAUUCUUCAUUCCAGACUGCCCAUCAUCCUAGCCUGUUAUCUGUGAUAAAGCACACUGAAGUUAGGUUUGGAAUGCAUCCUUAUCAUGAAUGCUCUACACCUCCACCUCCAUCUCCCACAACCUAGGUAACAGCUUUGAGACUCACUAAAAGUUGAACCCCCUGAAUGAUGUAGGCUAUGGGGCCACAUAAGACUUUGUCCAUCCAGGGUUACGAUGAAUGCAAAAUAUAAACUAAAGAACCAACAUUUUUCACACAACUCCAGGUUGUUACUACAAGUGUCAUCAAGGGAUAACUACUACAAGUAGAAGCACCAUUUUUGGAUGGAAAAAACCCUUCAGGAAAGUAUACGUAUCACAUGUAACAUGUAGUGUAACAAAGUAUGAACAGUAAGGUUUUUACAUACAGUAGUACAUAUUACAUACAUACGUACAUAACUUUUUUUUACAGGAAUUUCCAACCAAGUUUGAUUAUGUACAUAUGUACAUGUUAUAAACCACUGUACGUAUGGUUACUGUAUGUAACUUACUAUAUACAUAACAUGACUUAACUUUGAUACUUUUUUGGUACAUUCCAGAAAACCAGGACCCCCUCCAUGAUGCAGGCUAUGGGGCCACAUAAAACUUUGUCCAGGGUUACUACAUAACAUAAAGAACCCCCUGAAUGAUGUAGGCUAUGGGGCCACAUAAGACUUUGUCCAUCCAGGGUUACGAUGAAUGCAAAAUUUAAACUAAAGAACCCCCUGAAUGAUGUAGGCUAUGGGGCCACAUAAGACUUUGUCCAUCCAGGGUUAUGAUGAAUGCAAAAUUUAAACUAAAGAGCUACCAGACUGGGAUUUUAGUGUACUCCAGGAUCUAACAAAUACAUACGUACUACUACGAAGUGUGCAAUGCAUAAUAUAUGUAGUGUAUAGUGUUUAGUGUAUACCCUAAGGAUUAAGUGUAGUACAUUGUGCUUUUUAGUGUCACAAGAGUUUAAUAAAGAAUUAUACCUUCAAGAACCAUCCUUUGCCAUUGGAAUAACCACACUACACAUCAUGUAAUCUAAUUGCAUGUCACACAGGUAAGGUCUCUAACUUUUUCUUAGUUUAAGGCAUAUUUCCAAGUGUCGUUCCGGCUUACGACGAUUUUCGGCUUACGACGCGCCUCAAGAACGGAACCCCCGUCGUAACCCGGGGACUGCCU
This is a messenger RNA of Macrobrachium nipponense, 2795 nucleotides long. Its product is annotated as tigger transposable element-derived protein 1-like. The record is from RefSeq and is a predicted model, not a curated record. The transcript is spliced from 10 exons. Gene Ontology annotation, molecular function: DNA binding. NCBI's taxonomy places the organism in Eukaryota, Metazoa, Arthropoda, Malacostraca, Decapoda, Palaemonidae. Gene Ontology annotation, cellular component: nucleus. The coding region runs from base 24 to 902 and encodes 292 amino acids.